Messenger RNA from Eimeria mitis, 2331 nucleotides. RefSeq names its product OSJNBa0042F21.10 protein, related. The coding region runs from base 1 to 2331 and encodes 776 amino acids. The record is from RefSeq and is a predicted model, not a curated record. NCBI's taxonomy places the organism in Eukaryota, Apicomplexa, Conoidasida, Eucoccidiorida, Eimeriidae. The transcript has a single exon.
AUGCAUCAGCGGACACCAGCGGAGCAGGCAUACGAUAUACUGGCUAAGCAGGUGGCAGACAUGACUAGGGAGGAGGCUACGGCACUUCUACGCCCGCCUUCCAAGAGGUACAAGUCCCCUACAAAGGGCAAACGGAAGGCAGUGGUCGCUGCUCUGAUACAGCAGGCUACUGAGAGCACAUCUUGCAUACGCCACCCUCUUCAAGGACUCUACGCUAUACUAACUCUUCCCGCGAUGGAGUGGAACGUGGCUCUACGACUAGUGGAGGAGUGGCAAGGGGCCCUGUGUUGUGCCCUGGCCGAAACCGCCCCUCCAAAUAUCCAAAAACAGUGUCUUAAAGCUCCACCAGCUACCGAGCUCCCCGAUGACGAGGAGACAUCCUCUUGGGCAACGGCUAAACUAGAGUACUCUCAACUCGAUACGUGGCUAAAGUCUGAGGAGGCAAAGGCAACUCCACGUGCGAUACUCGAUGUGUUGUGUGCCCAUCGUGCAGUCUUUCCGGAUAAACUUCGUACAGGUCUGCCAGCGAAGCGCCCACACGAUCACCGUAUCCUCCUCCUGCCAGGGAAGCUGCCUACGAACUCUGCAAUCUACCGCAUGACCCCCGAACAACUCCAAUAUCACAAGCAGGAGAUCGCUAAGCUAACAGCUAAUGGGUGGAUAGGUCCUACGUACUCUCCUAUAUGCGCUCCUACGAUCAUGGUGGACAAGCGUGAUGAUGGGACUGGUGAGCGUAAGAUGCGUAUGGUGGUCAACUAUCAAGAAUUGAACGCUCUUACGAUCGCCUCUGACUUUCCCCUGCCUCCUGUUCAAACUAUUCUGGAGAUGUUAGGGGGCGCUCGAUAUUUCUCUACCCUCGAUCUAGAAUCUGGGUUCCAUCAGAUACGGAUGGCUAGGGAAGACAGGUGGAACACAGCCUUCCGUUCUGUCAUGAAGCUAUUUGAGUAUAAAGUCAUGCCCUUUGGCCUCAAGGGUGCGCCCGCUACCUUUCAAGCUAAUAUUAGUGCCUACCUGCAACCUCUAUUAGGGCAAGGUGUUGUCGCGUAUCUGGAUGAUGUUCUUAUUUAUAGCCCUGAUCUCCCUAGUCACGUUGCCCUCCUUCAGCAAGUGCUCCGUAUCUUCCUCGACCAGCAAUUCUAUCCGAAGUUUCGCAAGUGCAAGUUUUCCAAACAGGAGCUCACAUACUUGGGUUAUACAAUCAGUGCAGAGGGUAUUAAACCCGCUGAAGACAAGAUUAAAGCCAUACAGUCAUGGCCCAAGGUACUGGCUAACGAUAUGCAAGUACGGCAGUUCCUUGGCACAGCCAACUGCUUCCGCAUGUUCAUGGGUCCUGACUAUGCGAAGGUAGCGCGACAACUCGUGGAUCUCACCCACAAAGGGGCUCCCUUUCAAUGGACAGACCUUCAUACCCAGGCGGUGCAGCGGCUCAAACGCCGUUUGAUUGAUUAUACGACGUUACAGGUUCCUGACGCUACGAAGCCUUUUGAGUUGUACACUGACGCCUCAGGGUAUGCAAUAGGUGCGGUCCUGGAGCAACCUGGCCAACCGAUUGGGUUCCUCAGCCAGGUCAUGUCCCCUACUCAACAGAGAUACUCGACCUAUGAUCAGGAACUCCUGGCUUUAGUCACCGCUCUCGACAAGUGGGCCCACUUGUUGCGCGUCUCUAAGGUUACGGCACACGCCGAUCAUCAAGCACUUACUCACUUACAACAGCUCCGGGCAUCGAAGCCUUUACGUGGUCGUACUGCUAGGUGGCUAGAUUUUCUCGCUGAGUUCCCUCAUCUCACCAUUACCUACCUACCAGGUGCGCGUAAUCAGGUGGCCGAUGCCUUGUCCCGACUUGCUUGCCACUCCACGCCCACCCCUGACACCACCCCCAUAGGCCCCUCUUUGUCUCCACCUGGGUCCUUAGCAGCUCUUACGGUGCCUACCGACACGGCCGCUCCCCCACACAAGACCCGAGGAAGACUGGCUAACUACCGGGAACUCGCUGGACUCCGCACUCGCACCCCUAGGAAACCCUCUAAUCCACCGCCGGCUACGGCCACGAGUCCUACACCGAGCCAGCCCCACGCACGUCCUGCCCCGGAGACUCCAGCUGCGGCACACCCUCCCCCUACCCUGGACUGGGUGGCAGCGUACCCCAAGUGCCCUGUGUUCAGCGCUCCCUAUCAGCUCGCCUCCUCCCAGCCUGGCGCAGUGAUCCAACAGGAGUUUCAGCAUCGUCGCUACAGCUUCCGUUAUGUUCCGCCGUACUUACACAUUUGCAUUAAUGACCUCUGGCUUAUAUGCGUUCCUCAGUUUCCCGAAUUACUCACCCACGUGGUGUAG